AUGGAAAAGAGAGACAGGAAGCCGGGAUAUUUUGCCAGGCUGAAGAGGCGGAGACAGCUCAAGCAGAGCCAGUCCGAGAAGAAUGUGGCUGAGCAGAACCCGGGGAUAAUUUCCUGUCCAGACAUCCCAAAUGACAGCGACCCCAACAGGAAGAAAGACCUCCAGAAAAUAACAGAAAAGCCACCUGCAGGCUCGGACGAUGACGGUAAAAGUAAGAAUCAGGCAAAGAGGGAGAAGAAGAGGCCACCAGGGACAGUGGAUUUCAUCGUGGGACCUGAUGACUCCCUCAUCAGCAUCGCACUCAAGUUCAACAUCACCCCAAACAAACUGGUCCAGCUGAACAAGCUCUUCUCUCGCAGUGUCUACCCCGGUCAGAAGCUGUUUGUCCCCGAUGUGUCAGAAACUGACCUAAGGUCUCUGAGUUCCUCUGAGCCCUCCUUUACAAAUGGCUUAUCAGAGAAAGCAUCCCAUGGCGGCGUUUCAAACUGCAUGUCAGCAAAGUCCCUCCGGCGUGAGCUCUCCCCAAACUCCGAGGACGAGAGCCCGGCAACGGUUAAAUUCAUCAAGAUGAGCUGCAAAUAUUUUACUGACGGCAUGGGAGUGGUGGGAGGCGUGCUGAUUGUCACCCCCAACAACAUCAUGUUUGACCCCCACAAGUCGGACCCCCUGGUGAUCGAGCUCGGCUGCGAGGAGUACGGCCUGAUCUGCCCCAUGGAGGAGGUGGUCUCCGUGGCGCUGUAUGACGACGUGUCGCGCAUGAAGCUCAAAGAUGCUCUGCCAUCAGACCUACCCCAGGAUUUGUGUCCUGUGUACAGGCCCGGCGAGUGGGAGCAACUGCCGUCGGAGCGAGAUCUAAACCCUUUCAGCCGCUAUGAAGCUCUUGAUCCAAAGCGACCAAUCGUCUUGGACGACAUCGAAUCAACCCUGUCAGAAACCGCGAGCACAGAGGGCGAGCAGACAGAGAAGUCUCCGUCAGACGAAGGCUUCACAGAGUUGGAGCCAACUGUCAACGGGAGCAUUGAAGAGACAGAGGGGAUGUCCAAAACACUCAGCACUGUCAGCAGGGACCAACAGGAACUCGGACCCAGCCGCCCAGGCCGGGCACACUUUCAGGACAAGUCGAUUCUUGGUCAAACUAAAGUAAAGCUAGAUGAUGAAGAGGAUGAGGGCGUAGCUCAGAACAACUCUAUUGAGGAUGGAGAGUCAAUACAAUUCUCUUCAGAGACUAAAAAACAGGGUGACUCGCGUCACAAACCAGUAAACCAAGAGGAAACCAAAGAUAUCACACCUAAAGGGACCGAAGAGCUGCUAAAUGAUAAAAUAAUCGGCGCACCAGUGGACCAAAACAGGGAAUUUAGUCUGAAGGAGGCUUCCGAGGUUGGUGGGGACUCGAGUCCUAAGAGACAAAGCCCAGACAGACCAGCAGGUGGGGCUGAACUCAGUGAGGAGGAGACUCGGAAGAAAAGCUAUGAGGCAGAAGUGAAGUCAUGGCUGCUGGAGAGGGUGCAGGCUCCAAUAGAAGACAUGCUUUCUUCAUCCGAGGAGAAGAGUAAAAUCCCACCUAUGUUCCUAUGCUUCAAAGUGGGAAAGCCAAUGAGGAAGUCCUUUGCCACCGGGAUGACCUCUAGUCCCGCCUACUCAUUUGGGGGCCGGGGCAAACAGCCAGAGUACUGGUUUGCUGUGCCACAAGAAAGGGUGGACCAUCUGUAUGCAUUUUUCGUCCAGUGGUCUCCGCAUGUGUACGGGAAGGAGGCUCGGGAGCAGGGCUUUGUUGUGGUGGAGAAAGAUGAGCUGGACAUGAUUGACAACUUCUUCAGUGACCCUGCAUCUUGCAGCUGGGAGAUCAUCACCAUUGACGAGGCGAAGCGUAGGCAGAGUUUCAGCAGCUGUGACGGAGAAUUGCCAGUGGAUGCGCUGCCCAUGCUCAGUGAUGCCAGUGAUGUGCUGCAGGACACACACAUUGAGAAGCUUGCCUGUCGCUUGCCCGCGCGUGUGCAGAUUUACCCCUGGAGACUGGCCUACAGCACUGUGAAACAUGGGACCAGCCUGAAGACUCUGUACAGGAGCCUGGCAGAUGUGGACAGUCCUGUGUUGCUGGUCAUUAAAGAUAUGGAUAACCAGAUAUUUGGGGCUUUCUCGACUGAUCCCUUCAGAGUGAGCGAACACUGCUACGGCACAGGAGAGACAUUCCUCUACAGCUUCUGUCCUGAGAUCAAGGUGUACCGCUGGACGGGGGAGAAUUCUUACUUUGUGAAGGGCAAUACUGAUUCUCUGCAGAUGGGAGGAGGAGGUGGUCAGCUGGGUCUGUGGCUGGACGCUGAGCUGUACCGAGGCACCACCACCAAAUGUGCCACCUUCAACAACCAGCCGCUCUCCGCCCAGCAGGACUUCAACAUCCACAGUGUGGAGGUCUGGACCUUCGAGUAGGCCCCACCUGUUUCGAGCUACUCCUACAUUCACUCUCCGCUCCAAACCUUCAAACAUCCCCCCCCCCCAAGUGUUAUUACGCACUUGUAUACUUGGAGGCAAACCUAGCUACCCCACAAUGACACUAAAUGUUCUGUGAAAGAAGCCUGUGCAGUUGUGACUGGACUGGUUUUUGAGGUGGGUUUGACCUGCAGGUAGGUUGGCCAGUUCAUGUCUGGUUCCUCUGCACUUCAAAGGUGGAAGUGUGAACAAUUUUUUGUUUCUCUGUUUAUUGGCUGCCUUAGACAUCUGUCAACGCCUCCAGCUUUCCCAGCAUGCAGACUGCCUUACCAACAUAAGCGUAUGAGGAGAGGGAGAAUAGGAAGGCUGCUGAUGUUACUGUUGGGGUUAUUCUAUAAAACAUAUUUCAAGUGUGUAUGGAAGAACAAGGUAUCCCAUAAUGAUGUUGGUUACUUUGUGCAAAGAUAAUGAUGAAUUAGUUGAUUUGGGAAUGUACAGGAUAAUGUGCUGAAGACUUUUGGAAUCUUUCUUCUUUUCUUUUUUUUUUCUUUUUUUUU
Perca fluviatilis (European perch) is the source of this 2984-nucleotide messenger RNA. RefSeq names its product nuclear receptor coactivator 7 (gene ncoa7b). The record is from RefSeq and is a predicted model, not a curated record. Gene Ontology annotation, cellular component: nucleus. Gene Ontology annotation, biological process: response to oxidative stress; regulation of transcription by RNA polymerase II. Bases 1 to 2427 code for a protein of 808 amino acids. Lineage: Eukaryota; Metazoa; Chordata; Actinopteri; Perciformes; Percidae. The transcript has 16 exons.